AUGGACCAAGCAUCGCGGCUGCUGGCCACAACAAAUCAUGUCUACACGCGAGCUGAUCUCGGUGGAGAUCCGUCAAGCCGGCCGGCCUUCUACAAAACCGUUGGCAUAUGUCUGGCCAUUGCCUCCGGUCUAUUUAUCGGCGUCUCCUUUAUCCUGAAAAAGAUGGGUCUACUGGCUGCCAACGCAAAGUAUAAUGAGGAAGCUGGCGAGGGCUAUGGCUUCCUGAAGAACGCUUACUGGUGGGGCGGCAUGACGCUCAUGAUUCUCGGAGAGCUUUGCAACUUGGCUGCAUAUGCCUUCACCGACGCCAUUCUUGUCACGCCACUCGGUGCGCUGUCCGUCGUGGUUACCACAGUCCUGUCCGCCAUAUUUCUCAAGGAGCGACUGAGCAUGGUUGGCAAGGUCUCCUGUUUUCUGUGUCUGGUAGGUUCAGUUGUCAUCGUUAUGAACGCACCACAGCAGUCUGCCGUCGCCACUAUUGAGCAAAUGCAAGACUUUGUCAUCAAGCCUGGAUUUCUGUCCUACGCUGGCGUCAUCAUCAUUGGCUUUUUCGUCGCCGCGUUCUGGGCCGGCCCAAAAUGGGGCAAGAAGACCAUGUUGGUCUACAUCUCCAUCUGCAGCUGGAUCGGAGGCUUGAGCGUUGUCGCUACCCAGGGUCUGGGCGCUGCGAUUCUGACCCAGAUAGAGGGCACACCGCAGUUCAACAAGUGGUUCAUCUAUGUCCUCCUCGUUUUCGUCAUCGGCACUCUCCUCAUUGAGAUUGUGUAUCUCAACAAGGCGUUGAAUAUCUACAAUGCUGCCAUGGUCACGCCGACCUACUAUGUUUACUUCACCAGCACAACCAUCAUUACGUCGGCCGUGCUUUUCCGAGGCUUCAAAGGCAGCGCCAAUCAGAUUGUGAGCGUCGUUAUGGGUUUCCUAACCAUUUGCGCCGGCGUUGUUUUGUUACAAUUAUCCAAAUCCGCCAAGGACGUACCCGAUACGGCGGUGUUCACAGGAAACUUGGACCAGAUUCACACUAUCGCCGAGCAGGAGCAGUCUGAGACUGAGCCCAAAGCUGACGCCAUUCGUGGUGCUGCGGCCAUAGUCCGCAGGUUUUCAGCUACGAGGCAAAAGAGGGAGGCUGAGGAAUUCAAACGACUUCACGAAGAAAAGCAGCGGGAGCAGCUGGCGCCAGUGGGUGAAGACGGGCCGGAGUAUGAGUGGGAUGGACUCAGACGCAGGAAGACUAUGCUUGGAAGCCAAAGCAGCGUUGGGCGGGGCAGGUCCGGCACAGUACGCAGCACGUUCACCAUUCCCCGGACUCCAGAGGUUCACCCUCCCCUUGGCAUGUCUCAUUUCCCCACGGAUGACGAGCUCGCCGACAUCGACCGACCCAGCUCGCCCGGCAUGAUGUCUAGCAUUGCUGGUACGAUCCGGAACCGCGCCCGAUCCGUAUUAACCCCCAACCGACCUGACUUCUCCCUCGACCCAAAGCAACAACCCCCGAUGCCCCCGGUUCCUCUGACAGACAUUGCAGUGUCCGGUCACUCAAUAAACGACGGAAGCUCGUAUCGCACAAGACCUCAUGACUCUGAUUAUGGCGUCUCAAACACAGAAUAUACGGGUGCCAAGGGUGUAUAUCAUGCCCGGCAUGGAUCUCACGUCAGUGGUGUUAGCGGCGGCAGCUCCUUCCUCGCACCUACGCCACCACCGCAUACAGCCAGGAGGCAAUUUUCCUUCCAGAACAUCUUCAAACGAGGCCAGACAUCUUCUUCUGCCGUCGAGGCUGAUGACGAGCUCCCGCAUCCCCCACGGUCAGCUGGUCACCUAACGCGCUUCGGUCUGGGAUCGCGAGGCAAUUCAACUCCUCAGGUCAAGAACGCAACUGAAGAGGAGCAAGCUGGCCUUGUGAAAGGCGACUCACGAUCAAUGCCAGCGUUGCCUCGUUAUGAUGACGAUGAUGAUGACGACUACGAUGAUGACGAAAACGACGAGUACUACCCGGGAGACGACAAGCGACAUGUGUUGGGACACUCUGGCGAUCUAUCUUCCGCCCAGGCAUCUAAAUACGGUCGAGGCAUCACAGGAUCGCCACCGAGUAGGGCACGAGAGGAUCAAGUGGCACAAGAGGCUGAGUAUGAAGCACAGCGGACACGGUACAACACAUCACGUGGUGGCAGCGAGAGGAGCCCAUCACCGCCGCAACCUCCACCACACAGAACUCCGCCGCAUAGGAAAGGGGGCAGCAGGGACGCCUUUAUGUGA
Messenger RNA from Verticillium dahliae VdLs.17, 2247 nucleotides. RefSeq lists its product as uncharacterized. Gene Ontology annotation, biological process: magnesium ion transport. The transcript has a single exon. Gene Ontology annotation, cellular component: membrane. The record is from RefSeq and is a predicted model, not a curated record. NCBI's taxonomy places the organism in Eukaryota, Fungi, Ascomycota, Sordariomycetes, Glomerellales, Plectosphaerellaceae. Gene Ontology annotation, molecular function: magnesium ion transmembrane transporter activity. The coding region runs from base 1 to 2247 and encodes 748 amino acids.